This is a messenger RNA of Clupea harengus (Atlantic herring), 1875 nucleotides long. It is a transcript of the gene ldhba, whose product is annotated as lactate dehydrogenase Ba. The record is from RefSeq and is a predicted model, not a curated record. Gene Ontology annotation, biological process: lactate metabolic process; pyruvate metabolic process. NCBI's taxonomy places the organism in Eukaryota, Metazoa, Chordata, Actinopteri, Clupeiformes, Clupeidae. Gene Ontology annotation, cellular component: cytoplasm. Gene Ontology annotation, molecular function: L-lactate dehydrogenase (NAD+) activity.
CCCUAUUACGCGGAAGCUCUAUAACUCCAUACUCCCGGAGUUAUCACGCGUUCACUCACUGGUUUGCCUAGCCACGGUGUCUCACGGUGUAAAGUGCUCUCCGUUUCAUCCGCCUUGUUGGACCAAAGGACACGUUACACUCGCUUCAACAAAUCGUGGAUCAUGUCUUCAACACUCCAGAAGCUCAUCACCCCCCUGGCCGAGGGCCCCGCUGAGCCCCCCAGGAACAAGGUGACCGUGGUGGGCGUCGGAAUGGUCGGCAUGGCCUGUGCCGUCAGCAUCCUGCUCAGGGAUUUGGCUGAUGAGCUGGCUCUGGUGGAUGUGAUGGAGGAUAAGCUGAAGGGAGAGAUGAUGGACCUGCAGCACGGCAGCCUGUUCCUCAAGACGCCAGUCAUCGUGGCCGAUAAGGACUACGCCGUGACUGCCAACUCCCGUGUGGUGGUGGUCACCGCCGGCGUGCGCCAGCAGGAGGGCGAGAGCCGCCUGAACCUGGUGCAGAGGAACGUCAACAUCUUCAAGCACAUCAUCCCCCAGAUCGUCAAGUAUAGCCCCAACUGCAUCAUCAUUGUGGUGUCCAAUCCAGUGGAUGUGCUGACGUAUGUGACCUGGAAGCUGAGUGGGCUGCCCAAGCACCGUGUGAUUGGCAGCGGAACCAACCUGGACUCCGCCCGCUUCCGCUACCUGAUGGCCGAGAGGCUGGGCAUCCACUCCAGCAGCUUCAACGGCUGGAUCCUGGGAGAGCACGGAGACACCAGCGUGCCUGUGUGGAGCGGCACCAAUGUGGCUGGCGUGAACCUGCAGAAGCUGAACCCUAACAUGGGCAAAGACGGAGACAAGGAGAACUGGAAGGAUGCCCACAAAAUGGUGGUCGACAGUGCCUAUGAGGUGAUCAGGCUGAAGGGCUACACCAACUGGGCCAUUGGUCUGAGUGUGGCUGACCUGACAGAGAGCCUGAUCAAGAACAUGAACAGGGUUCACCCUGUCUCCACCAUGGUCAAGGGCAUGUUUGGAAUCGAUGAGGAGGUGUACCUGAGCCUGCCCUGUGUGCUGAACAGCACCGGCGUGAACAGCGUGAUCAACAUGACACUGAACGAUGAGGAGAUCGGCCAGCUCAAGAAGAGCGGCGACACUCUCUGGGGCAUCCAGAAGGACCUGAAGGACCUGUAGAGUCAUGCUACUGUGCAACCAUACAUAUGUACCCCCCCCCCCCCCCCCACACACACACACCUCAGUCUAAUUUCAAAAACCAACGCUCACACUCUGAGCUACACUCCUGCCCUGACUGAGUUGUCACACUCCCCACGUUACACACACACACACACACACACACUUCUAGCUGUUCUCUGUGGUGGACGUACACCCUUGCAUCUCCGUCCAACCCUCCUUUGCCCUUAGGCCUCCAUUUUGGAUGUGAUUGCUUGGCUGUCGUAUUGUUUGGUUUUAGUGGUUUAGUUUGUGCCCCCACCGCGAUGAAACAUCUUAAGAUGUCUCAUUCAGCUGGGUCCUUAGGAACAAGAGCGGGAUGAAGAAAAACAAGAAGGUGCUCUUUCCACCCAACUCCUCCCUUAUGGGUGUUUCAGUAGAUGCUGGUAUCUCUAUAUCCUCUUCCCCCUUUUCUAAUCUACUCCAGCAGUGUAGACACACACACCAGUAGCGCUUUAUUGAUCCCAGGUAUGGGGAAGAGGAUGUUUAUUUUUUUCUUGCGCACUCUAUUGUACCCUAUGUAGGAUCAAAAGGGAGGUCAGCCAAGGUGGAGGUGAACAAACACUGUCCUUUUUUUAAAUCAAGAUGGAAACUGUAGAUCGUCAUUCACACUGUUGAAUGUGUUUAAAGCUGACAACACUGAUGAAUAAGUUAAUAAACAUGUAAGACGAA